Asterias rubens (European starfish) is the source of this 1631-nucleotide messenger RNA. Its product is annotated as pleckstrin homology domain-containing family B member 2-like. Lineage: Eukaryota; Metazoa; Echinodermata; Asteroidea; Forcipulatida; Asteriidae. Gene Ontology annotation, biological process: regulation of cell differentiation. Gene Ontology annotation, cellular component: membrane. Bases 249 to 968 code for a protein of 239 amino acids. The record is from RefSeq and is a predicted model, not a curated record. The transcript has 6 exons.
ACCAGCAUGCACGUCGGGUUUUCGGGCGUUCGGCGGAUCGGCAAAACAAUGUUUUGUUAUGUUAUUGGUCAUACCCAUCGAUGUAAAUUCAUACACAGUUUCGUUUUAUGAUUUGCAGUCUAGUAGAACUGAGUAAAAAACGAGUUGUGGAACCGGGAAGUUGGUUUGAAAUAAAGGCUAAAAAAAAAAGUAACAGUAGACAUACUUGCAAGAUCGGCCACAAAUAAACUACGGUUGAGAAGUGAGCAAUGGCGAGUUUAGAAGUGACAAGAUCUCACGGUAUCGCUAAAGCAUCAUGGAUGCAAAGACAGAGUGACAUUUUGAGCCGAUGGAAGUAUUCCUUUUGUGUUUUGUACCGGAACGGAAAGUUCAACUUCUACAAGGAUGAAAAGAUGACUUCUGAACAAGGAUCUAUCAACAUCCCCAAGAGCUGUUAUGCAGUCAAUGCUGGUUUGGAAAUCUCAGGAUCGCCUACACCCCCGACCGGUAGAGACAAGCAUUGCCUUCUGGAGCUCAGAUCCCAUGAGAUCAAUAUUCUGUUCUGCACAGACUCGGUCGAUGACAGCGUCUCAUGGAAGUCUUCAAUUCUGGAGGUCAAAAACUCACUGACACAACCAGCUCAGCCUCCUGCUGCUGCACAACCCUCCUACAUGAUGGCCCCGCCCCCUUAUUCCGCCACCCAGGCUCCAGUGCAGCAGGUAAUGCUACCCCCAGUACAGCAGGUUGUGGCACCCCCUGUCCAGCAUGUUCAGGUUAACCCAUAUGGGGGUUGCACAACCACCUACACAACUUACCAGGCACCCAACACACAGUACGUGGUUCCCCCGACCAAUCAGACGGUGAUCGUCAAUGGGCGUACUUGCCACCAGAGAAGGACAACCUACCCGGUGCAGAACACAGUUUACACCUACCCUGGCCAAACGGUCUACACAUACCAAGCCGGACAAAACAUUGUGACUCGCUACUAAUGCAACAAGCAUCCCGUCUCAUCUGGUCAUGAUUCUACUGUUUGUGAGGCAAGCUGAAAAAUUAUAAUUUGUGCCAAUUCGCUUUGGGAGCUAAGAGGGAAAUAAAUUGUAAAUAGACUUAAACAAAUUUAAAGCUUCUAAUUUUAAAGUUUAACGAUUGUUUGUAAUGGCCUGCAAGUAGGCCUAUAGAAUAUUUCCCGAGCUGUUUCAAACAGAUGUUUCGAUAAGUGCAUAGCCACAAUCGUGGGUAAACUGUUUGGUACAAAGACACCAAAUGAACAGUGUAUAAAUGUUGAGUAAUUUCUUUUGCUGAUGUCGUAUUGAACAAACUCAAGCACUUUUUGUGUAUCAUUGACACAGCAAUUGUUAAUUGCGAUAUAAUAACAAAUAUUGACAUAAUCAGUGGUUUCACCAAGCUCUUGUUCAUAAAACAGUCACGAACAAAAUGUAUAUUCAUGAUUGUGGCUGUGCACAUACGUGUAGAAUGUAAAAAGAAUUAUAUAAUUAAUUUAUAUUUCAGGGUGAUUUGGUUCACCACCAGCUGAUUAUAGAUGCCCGCUCGAUUUAUUGUAUGGUCGUGACCUCGUGAUACUUCUUAAAGACACUGGACACUAUUGGUAAAUGUCAAAGACCAGUCUCCUCACUUGGUGUAUCUCAACAUAU